Messenger RNA from Exophiala dermatitidis NIH/UT8656, 1620 nucleotides. RefSeq lists its product as uncharacterized. The coding region runs from base 1 to 1620 and encodes 539 amino acids. The transcript is spliced from 3 exons. Lineage: Eukaryota; Fungi; Ascomycota; Eurotiomycetes; Chaetothyriales; Herpotrichiellaceae. Gene Ontology annotation, cellular component: intracellular anatomical structure. The record is from RefSeq and is a predicted model, not a curated record. Gene Ontology annotation, molecular function: protein binding.
AUGGACAUUCCCCCGAAGCGAUCCUUCAAAGAUCCAUACUUUGAUGUCGGCACCUACCACAGGACGAUCAGCACAAAUAGCCCAGAGGCGCAGGUGUGGUUUGACCGUGGUUUGACCGUGGCGCUUGCUCACGACCCUGACUGUGCAAUGGCGUAUUGGGGGUUUGCAUAUGCAGCAGGACCCAAUUAUAAUAAGUCUUGGGCUAUGUUUGACAAGAAAGAUUUGGAAAGAACAGUCCCGAAGUGUCACGAUGUCGCCAAGCUAGCCCUGGAGAAGUCACAGUCGGCCACUCCGGUUGAGAAGGCUUUGAUAAAAGCGCUCCAGAAACGCUACUCUAUGACAACUGUCCUCGAGGAUUUCACGCCGCCAAACAAGUCAUACGCCGAUGAAAUGAGGGACGUCUACCAGCGGUUCGGCGAGAAGGAUUUGGACGUGAUUGCGCUCUUUGGCGAUGCGCUUAUGAACUGGAAGCCGAGGCAAAUGUUUGAUAUCCAUACAGGCAAGGCAAUACCAUCCUCGCCAGUUUUUGAGGUCAGAGCUGUCCUCGAGCAUGGGCUGGCACAACCUGAUGUCAAAGGCCACCCGGGGGUUCCCCAUCUUUGCUCAACAGCUUGCGACAUUAUCCGCGAACUCGUCCCGGAUGCUGGUCAUAUGGCUCAUAUGGCCACCCAUAUCGAUGUACUCGUGGGAGAAUACCGGCGGUCGAUGACGUCCAACUAUGAGGCUACUGUUGCUGACGACAAAUACUUCCAUCGGUAUGGUGGCGUCAACUUUUACAGCUUCUAUCGGCUUCACGAUUAUCAUUCGCUGAUAUAUGCAGCCAUGCUUGCCGGUCAGUCCAAGGUGGCCUUGGAAUCAGUGGAUCGCAUGGAGGCAACCAUCACAGAAGAGAUGCUGCGGCUCGAGUCUCCUCCUAUGGCGGACUGGCUCGAAUUCCUCCUCGCAGUGCGUGUGCAUGUCCUCGUCAGGUUUGGCUUUUGGGAGGAGUUGAAGCAGCUGCAGAUUCCCGAGGACAAGGAUCUUUACUGUGUCACAACCGUGAUGAUGUACUACGGAAAAGGGAUCGCGUAUGCCUCGACGAAUGACCUCAAGAAUGCGGAUCUCCAGCGCGAACUCUUCCGGAAAGCAGCGUUGCGUGUUCCCGAGAGCCGGCUCGACUUUCCCAACCGCAUUGUCGAUGUUCUCAAAGUGGCAAACGCUAUGCUGGAUGGCGAAAUCGAAUACAGGCGGCAGAACUACGAGGUGGCUUUUGAGUCUCUGCGGCAAGCCAUUGUUCAUGAGGACGCGCUGAUGUAUACAGAACCUUGGGGUUGGAUGGUACUUGCAAGACACGCCUACGGGGCCUUGUCUCUGGAGCAAGGCAUGGUGGAACAGCCCGCACUGGCUUAUGCGGAAGACCUCGGGCUGGUGGAAAACCUGACAAGGGCCCAUCAACAUCCAAAGAAUGUAUGGGCGCUACAUGGCUACCACGAAUGUUUGAUUCGUCUUGGUCGUCAUGCUGAGGCAGUGAUUAUAAAGCAAAUGCUCACUUUGGCCGCUGCGGAGGCCGAUAUCUUUAUUGCCUCUUCCUGCUUUUGUCGGUUAGGAGUGCCCAACGGGUGCGGCUCAAAUUGCCGAUAA